GCAACAAAUCGGUUCUGUGUGCGCAGCGCACAUCAGUUUGGUUGUUUGUUGAGUGGUUGUGGAUAUCAGUUUUGUUUUACUCCCAACGCCAGAAAACACAACAGAUCUUAUCCAGCAAUUGCAUUAAAUUUUACCACAGCAAUGAGCGAGGAAGACGAACGUACGCUAUGGUGCGGGAAUCUUGCUGAGAAAGUAACGGAGGAACUUCUGUACGAAUUAUUCUUGCAGGCAGGCCCCGUAGAAAUGGUAAAGAUUCCACAGGACAAAGAUAAACGGCCCCGAUCAUUCGCAUUUAUCACUUACACCCAUGGUGCUUCGGUGGAAUAUGCCAUCAAUAUUUUCGACGGCACUAGAUUGUUCAAUCGACAGUUAACACUGCACAAGAAGAGUAAGAAUGGUCAGAACGCCGGUUCUCCGAAGGUGAACAACCCACAACAAAACCGUGGCGGUCAGCCGCAGCAGCAAAGUCCAGGGAACAUGCCCAACUUAGGACAACUGCAAUUUGCCAACAUGAGCCCGGGGGCGAUGAACCACAUGAUGCAGGGAAUGCUCAAUCAACUGAGUCAGCAGGUGCUGGCCAAUAUGGGCCACGUACCGCAGCACAUGCAACAGAAUAAAAUGAAUCGUAAUGAUCGCCAACAGCACCAGCAACAGAAGCCAUACAAUCGGGAUAGAGGAGACCGCGGUGAGAGGGAUCGCGAUAACUAUUCCAACCGAGACCGGAACAAUGAUGGUGAGCUAUUCUCUAGAGAUAGAGGCAAUGGUCGCAACCGGGGAGGGGGUGGAAAUAACAAUCGGAGAAAUGAAUAUCGUGGGAGAAGAUAGCAGGAGGAUUCAUAAUUGACUGUCUGCUUACUAAUAUUUUUGUCAAAUCCAGGUAAAAUAGAAUAGAAUAAAUCAAUAAAUUUGA
Molecule: messenger RNA, 910 nt
Organism: Armigeres subalbatus
Lineage: Eukaryota; Metazoa; Arthropoda; Insecta; Diptera; Culicidae
Product: RNA-binding protein 7
Exons: 2
Coding region: 142-825 (227 amino acids)
Biological process (GO): regulation of alternative mRNA splicing, via spliceosome
Cellular component (GO): nucleus
Molecular function (GO): single-stranded RNA binding
Source: RefSeq, a predicted model, not a curated record